Molecule: messenger RNA, 1083 nt
Organism: Alligator mississippiensis (American alligator)
Lineage: Eukaryota; Metazoa; Chordata; Crocodylia; Alligatoridae
Gene: SRSF7
Product: serine and arginine rich splicing factor 7
Exons: 9
Coding region: 75-827 (250 amino acids)
Biological process (GO): mRNA splicing, via spliceosome
Cellular component (GO): nuclear speck
Molecular function (GO): zinc ion binding; RNA binding
Source: RefSeq, a predicted model, not a curated record
AACGGACCUUAUAUAUAGGGGGGGCGGGCGGUGGCGGAGCGCGUGCGUGAGGGCCGGCGGUUGGAGCUGAGGCGAUGUCGCGCUACGGGCGCUAUGGCGGCGAGACCAAGGUGUACGUGGGGAACCUGGGCACAGGCGCCGGGAAGGGUGAGCUGGAGAGAGCCUUCAGCUACUACGGGCCGCUGCGCACUGUGUGGAUCGCCCGAAACCCGCCGGGCUUCGCCUUCGUGGAGUUCGAAGACCCCCGAGACGCUGAGGAUGCUGUUCGUGGACUAGACGGAAAGGUAAUCUGCGGCUCCAGAGUUCGUGUAGAGCUGUCGACCGGCAUGCCUCGUCGCUCCCGCUAUGACAGACCUCCAGCCCGACGGCCGUUUGAUCCUAACGACAGGUGUUACGAAUGUGGGGAGAAGGGUCAUUAUGCGUAUGACUGUCAUCGUUACAGUCGUCGGAGGAGGAGCCGGUCACGGUCUAGAUCCCAUUCAAGAUCCAGAGGAAGAAGGUAUUCUCGCUCACGCAGCCGAAGUCGUGGGAGAAGAUCCAGGUCAGCUUCCCUUCGCCGAUCACGGUCAAUCUCUCCUCGUAGAUCUAGAUCAAUCUCACCCCGCAGAUCCCGAUCUGGUUCCCUAAAAAGAUCAAGGUCUAGAUCGAGGUCAAGGUCCAGAUCCCGGUCUGUUACAUGGCCAAGAAGCAGGUCGGGGUCCCGUGGUAGAUCUAAAUCUGGCUCACCUGCUAAAAGCCGAUCAAAAUCCAGAUCAGCAUCUCCAAAGAGAAGCCGUUCACCAUCAGGAACCCCUCGAAGGAGUGCAAGUCCGGAAAGAAUUGAUUAAGAUUACAAAAUUAACCCUUUAGAAAAGAAAGAUAUUUUGUUUACAUUAUUAUAAGGGAUUUUGUGGUGUCUUUUGAUGUAAAUGUAAGGAUUUAGCUAGAAAGAUAUAUCAGUCAGUUGGCAAUUGACAUGAAUCUGGAUCUUUUAAACAUCAGUAGACUAGUGCACAGCUUUUCUUGUACGUAUUAACAUCCUGUGAUCUGGAAAUGUGGGACUUUUUUAUUGGCACAUUGAAAUAAAAUGUAUUUCUAACGAAA